AUUUCGGAAAUCGAGGUCUCCGCGUAUGAGGCAGGCCAUAAAGUGGAUACUACUGUGGAGUUUGAUUUGAGCAAUCUAGCAGGGAAAUCAGUCGUGAUCACGGGCGGCAUGCUACACUUCCUCUUUAAGGUUUGGGUAAAGCCUACGCCAAAGCCUUCGCUAGUGCAGGCGNCUUUUGUUACGCUCGGUGACAUCGAUAUCGAAGCUGCCGAUGCGCUCGUUGCUGAACUUGACGGAGAGGCUAUUGCCGUCCAAUGCGACGUUCGAGAAUGGACGGAGCAGCUAGAUCUAUUCGAGAACGCAAUCACGUCUUCUCCAAGUAGAUCAAUCGAUAUCGUGAUUGCCAACGCAGGGCUUGGCGGAGCUGGUGAUCCGAUGAUGGUAGAAGACGAUCAGAUACCCUCGGAACCGCAUUUGACUACCACCGACGUAAACCUCAAGGGCCUUCUAUACACCACAAAACUUGCGACCCACUACUUCAGACGUUUCCAAAAGCGUGAUGGCGUCAAAGACCGCUGUCUUAUCUUGAAAAGCAGUAUGGCAGGUUUCAUCGACUGGCCGAAAGCAAUCCAAUACCCGGCUUCCAAGGCCGCCGUCCGCAUGAUCAUGAAGUGUAUGCGUAGGACAGUCUGGAAAGAUGGUAUCCGCANNUUCGUGGACACCGGCAUUAUCCCAGAGCCCUUCAAAUCCAAGUUGAUUGCAGCAGGAAUGCAAUUUGCAAGUAUCGACGACUCGGUGAAAGCUGUACUCAGGAUCUCUAGCGACCCCACAAUCCAUGGUCAGUUUCGCAAACUGGGUUUAUCUGAUGUCACUAACGUUAGUUGGCUCANNGGUCGAUCGCUUGCAGUCAUUCCUCGAGCUUUGGUGCCGGAAGGUUUCAUGGACUUGGACUCUGAUGAUUUGGCGCCCAAUGAGACGUUAUAUGCUUUUGAGCAGAUGGCUUUGAACAUGAAAGUU
Aureobasidium vineae is the source of this 957-nucleotide messenger RNA. The record is from the annotation of a GenBank genome assembly. NCBI's taxonomy places the organism in Eukaryota, Fungi, Ascomycota, Dothideomycetes, Dothideales, Saccotheciaceae.